This is a messenger RNA of Salvia miltiorrhiza (redroot sage), 1026 nucleotides long. RefSeq lists its product as uncharacterized. Lineage: Eukaryota; Viridiplantae; Streptophyta; Magnoliopsida; Lamiales; Lamiaceae. The record is from RefSeq and is a predicted model, not a curated record. The transcript is spliced from 6 exons. Bases 85 to 873 code for a protein of 262 amino acids.
UUCAAACAACACCUAGUUAACAAACAGUCUCUGUGUGUUAUGAUUGUGAUCAGACAAAACUAAAACAGAAAUAAAUAAUGUUCAAUGGAACUGAAGCUUAGCCAAUCUUCUCUUCCCACACCCAUCUUCAAUCCAUCUUCUUUUUUUCCCAAGCAUUUUGCUCUACUUUCUCAGAGAUGGAAACUUGAUAUUCAGAGGAUUGCUGGGAAGGGCCGUUUCGCGAGCAAGAAAAACUUGGUUCAUGUAGUUAAAGAAGGUGAAACUCUGACUUCAAUUUCAAAACUGUAUGGGGUGCCAGUUCUUGAAAUUGCUGAUUCGAACAAGGAGAUUGCUGAUGUCAACAUCGUUUUCGAAGGCCAACGUCUCCAAAUCCCUUCUGCUGUUGCUGGAUGUGCUCAAUUGUGCGACUUCGAGGGACAUCUAUUGCCAAAUGGAUCUGCUAGGUUAGGAUUUCAUAUCAGACAAUGGAAGACUCAGAUCUCCUCCACCAUGCCAUUCCAUCAAUUUUCCAUUGCUAAGGCCGCCGGCUCAUUUCCCAUUCUGGUUGCUGUGGUAGCCCUUUGCAUCGUAUGCAUAAUGGGCGCGUUUCGGAUCAUACUCGCCAAAAAUUCGAGACAGAAAUCUGCAGAUAAAUCGUCUAACUGUGCGCGAUGGAGAACAGCUCUUAGUGAGUUGAGAGAUCCAGACUCGCUGGAUGCUGAAUCUGCACCAGAUUCUGAUUUGCAGUUGCAGCCGUUGCCAGACGACAAGGAGCAGUUUCACCUCGAAGAUGCUUCGCAUGGUUAUAACAAACUUGAAGGUGAGUACGAGAAAUUUCUUUCGGAAUGUGGAAUGAGCAGUUAUGGCUACUGGCGUGGAGGUUCACCACAAUAGAGAUUCCGUCAAUUCUAUGUUCAGUUUACUUGUAAUUGUUAUUGUUAUUGAUAUCAUCAAUCAAUGUUGUUCCAUUAUAUUACAUAUAUAGGAGUAAGAUUGAGUUUGUACGAGGUACUAGGUGAUAAAUGUAUAGCGUUUUUUUCCGUCCAA